CUGCUCUGGGAGGAGGAAGAGAAGGAGGAAGAGGAGGAGGAGGAGGAGGGGGAGGAAGAGGAGAAAGGCGCAGGGGUGGGAGCUGUUGCCGAAGCUGCCACAGCAAAAGUUCACCCCCCUCCCCCCUUCCCCUCCUCUCAAGGCCCCUAGAGAGGUUGAAGCUGCCGCCGCCUGCAGUCGGUGACCGCGCGACUCGGCGCCCGCCCGCGGAAUUGGAUGGCGUAAGUGAUUAAGGUGGUACUGAGGGUCUCUGAAGCCUACGAAAGGUAGAAACUCAACCAUGAUUUCUUUUUCAACUCUACAGCAUCCCCUUCCUUGAAGUCUUCAUUUUUACCUUAGUCUCAGGCAGUUAUACUUAAGCAUGAACAUUGACGACAAACUGGAAGGAUUGUUUCUUAAAUGUGGCGGCAUAGACGAAAUGCAGUCUUCCAGGGCAAUGGUUGUAAUGGGUGGAGUGUCUGGCCAGUCUACCGUGUCUGGGGAACUGCAGGAGUCGGUGCUUCAAGAUCGGAGUAUGCCUCACCAGGAGAUCCUUGCUGCAGAUGAAGUGUUACAAGAAAGUGAAAUGAGACAACAGGAUAUGAUAUCACAUGAUGAACUCAUGGUCCAUGAGGAGACAGUGAAAAAUGAUGAAGAGCAGAUGGAAACACAUGAAAGACUUCCUCAAGGACUACAGUAUGCACUUAAUGUUCCUAUAAGUGUAAAGCAGGAAAUUACUUUUACUGAUGUAUCUGAGCAACUGAUGAGAGACAAAAAGCAAAUCAGAGAGCCAGCAGUACAGAAAAAAAAGAAACGGAAACAGCGUUCUCCUGCAAAAAUCCUUACAAUAAAUGAGGAUGGAUCACUUGGUUUGAAAACCCCUAAAUCUCACGUUUGUGAGCACUGCAAUGCUGCCUUUAGAACGAACUAUCACUUACAGAGACAUGUCUUCAUUCAUACAGGUGAAAAACCAUUUCAAUGUAGUCAAUGUGACAUGCGUUUCAUACAGAAGUACCUGCUACAGAGACAUGAGAAGAUUCAUACUGGUGAAAAACCAUUUCGCUGUGAUGAAUGUGGUAUGAGAUUCAUUCAAAAAUAUCAUAUGGAAAGGCAUAAGAGAACUCAUAGUGGAGAAAAACCUUACCAGUGUGAAUACUGUUUACAGUAUUUUUCCAGAACGGAUCGUGUAUUGAAACAUAAACGUAUGUGCCAUGAAAAUCAUGACAAAAAACUAAACAGAUGUGCCAUCAAAGGUGGCCUUCUGACAUCCGAGGAAGAUUCUGGCUUUUCUACGUCACCAAAAGAUAAUUCACUGCCAAAAAAGAAAAGGCAGAAAACUGAGAAAAAAUCGUCUGGGAUGGAUAAAGAAAGUUCUUUGGACAAAUCUGACCUGAAGAAAGACAAAAAUGAUUACUUGCCUCUUUACUCCUCAAGUACUAAAGUAAAAGACGAGUAUAUGGUAGCAGAGUAUGCUGUUGAAAUGCCACAUUCUUCGGUUGGGGGCUCGCAUUUGGAAGAUGCAUCAGGAGAAAUACAUCCCCCUAAGUUGGUUCUCAAAAAAAUUAAUAGUAAGAGAAGUCUGAAACAGCCACUGGAGCAAAAUCAAACAAUUUCGCCUUUAUCCACAUAUGAAGAGAGCAAAGUUUCAAAGUAUGCUUUUGAACUUGUGGACAAACAAGCUUUACUGGACUCAGAAGGCAAUGCUGACAUUGACCAGGUUGACAAUUUGCAAGAGGGGCCCAGUAAACCUGUGCACAGCAGCACUAAUUAUGAUGAUGCCAUGCAAUUUCUGAAGAAGAAGCGAUACCUUCAAGCAGCAAGUAACAACAGUAGGGAGUAUGCACUGAAUGUGGGUACCAUAGCUUCUCAGCCUUCUGUGACACAGGCAGCUGUGGCAAGUGUCAUUGAUGAGAGUACCACAGCAUCCAUAUUAGAUUCACAGGCACUGAAUGUGGAGAUAAAGAGUAAUCACGACAAAAAUGUUAUUCCAGAUGAGGUACUGCAGACUCUGUUGGAUCAUUAUUCCCAUAAAGCCAAUGGACAGCAUGAGAUAUCAUUCAGUGUUGCAGACACUGAGGUGACUUCUAGCAUAUCAAUAAAUUCUUCAGAAGUACCUGAGGUCACCCAGUCGGAGAAUGUUGGAUCAAGCUCCCAAGCAUCCUCAUCAGAUAAAGCCAACAUGUUGCAGGAAUACUCAAAGUUUCUGCAGCAGGCUUUGGACAGAACUAGCCAAAAUGAUGCCUAUUUGAAUAGCCCGAGCCUUAACUUUGUGACUGAUAACCAGACCCUUCCAAAUCAGCCAGCAUUCUCUUCCAUAGACAAGCAAGUCUAUGCAGCCAUGCCCAUCAAUAGCUUUCGAUCAGGAAUGAAUUCUCCACUAAGAACAACUCCAGACAAGUCCCACUUUGGACUAAUAGUUGGUGAUUCACAGCACUCAUUUCCCUUUUCAGGUGAUGAGACAAACCAUGCUUCUGCCACAUCAACACAGGACUUUUUGGAUCAAGUGACUUCUCAGAAGAAAGCUGAGGCUCAGCCUGUCCACCAAGCUUACCAAAUGAGCUCUUUUGAACAGCCCUUCCGUGCUCCAUAUCAUGGAUCCAGAGCUGGAAUAGCUACUCAGUUUAGCACUGCCAAUGGACAGGUGAACCUUCGGGGACCAGGGACAAGUGCUGAAUUUCCAGAAUUUCCCUUGGUGAAUGUAAAUGAUAAUAGAGCUGGGAUGACAUCCUCACCUGAUGCCACAACUGGCCAGACUUUUGGCUAAAAAAAUUGUGUAAAUAAUACUGGCACUUUAGAACAGAUUAAGCAAGAGUGGGGUUACUUUGUGUAAAAUGGAGUGCUGUACAGAUUUAAGAGCAAUGCGUUAUAACAAGUUAAGCUGAUGUGAAUAGCAAGAUAAUCCAAUAACUGCAUUUUGUUUGGUUAGUCAGCAUUCUUUGAACUGCCUUACAUGUUGUCACCUUUAUAGAAGCAAUGCAUUACUUGUUUUAGAUCAGAAACUUGCUAUUCCACCCACACCAAUUUUAAAAGGAAAAAAAAAAAAAAGACUUUCGCACAAUUGUUUCCUAACUGAUAACAUUGUACAUUCUUAGGAGAUUAGUAAUUGUGUGAAAUUUACUCAUACUGUUUCUGAGUUUUUCAGUGUAGUCAUGGCACUUCAGCAGGGAAUCUGAGUAUACUUUACAGAUAGCGUGAACUUAAAAGUUUAAAUGUCAAGAGAUUAUGGCUUAAAUAAAUUAGUGUGUCCUAUAGGGGGGAAAAAAGAAACCAAGAAACCACCUUUUAAAAAAAUAAUAUGCCAUAUACCCUUGAUUUUCAUUUUGCAUUAUAUUGACUUUUUUUUGAGGAAAAAAGUAAUAAAAACCUGAUAGUCUAAGACUCCACUAUUUAAAAGCCUAAUUACUUUUAAGAUAUGCAUACUUUCAAAACUGUUACCAAAAUACGUAGCUGUUGAAGCAUUCACUUCUCUACGGAAGUAUGCGUAUUGGUGUCAGUUUCUUUGUACAGUUGUACCUAGAUAUUUUUUAUGAUUUUUCAUGUGCAGGUAUCAAGGUUUUGAAGUUUAGUAAAAGAUAUUCUGUAGAUUACAUUCCCAAGAACAUAAUGCUUACACAAAAUGUAUAUUCCACGUUUUAAAGCUUAAUUGUAUUUUACUUUACAUAUACACUUCAGUUAACAUAGAGCACUUAGAAUCUAUUUGGUAUUUUUGAUUUCUCAAAGUAAAAAAAUUAGAUUUUUAGGUUUGAUAUGGUUGUGUCAAUCAUCUCAUAAUUGAAACUUUUAAUUUUUGGCAAUAAAAGGAAAUUGAAUACCUUUGGAACUGUAAAACCUGGUUUAAUCCUUCUCUUUCUAGAAUCUUGAUAGAUUGGAUAAUUAAGCAGUAUCCAGAGAAACUAAAGAAAUGGGCAUUUUAAUUGCUUAUUUUAUCUUAAGUUACUUUUUAAUGAACACUGCUCAUUACAAUUUUACAAACCAAAAGUGUUUACUAAUUCUAGUAACUACAAUUUUCUUUUUCAGCUAGAUGAGUGAUCGGAAACUUUUUGUUGCAUUUCAAAAUCUAAAUAAACUACAGACUUUAUCCUUAUACCACGAAUGUUUUUUUUUAAUACUUUGUCUUAAUACAGCAUGGUACAAUAAAUAGUGCUUUUAUAUAUAUACAUAUUAUAUAUAUACUUUUCUAAAGAAUGAUGGUUUGAGUUACACAUUGGACAAUUUUAAUUUUUGGAAAAUAACAGUAGUUAUAUUAAUUUUAUUAUCCUCUUUAAUUUGUUCCAACUUUUUGGUUUUUUUAUUUUAAAUCUCCACCAUCUAUCUUUGUCACAGUGCACCUACUGAUACAGUACCAGUGAUAACCUAAAAUAAAUACCCUUGGAAGAUGAAACUUUAUUGUUAAUUUCCAUUUUAACUUUUCUAUUGGCCUUCUAGAUCUGCAGUCUUUGUUUCAGAAUAGAAUGUUAUACAUUUAAAUUAUUUUUUCUUUAAUUUAAUGUUACCCAAGACUGUUCUCAUAAAGAAAGAGAACAAAGAAAUAUUCACCCUUACCAUCUUUUACAUUUAUUUUGAAUAUAUCGGUGUUUUAUGAUAAGGAAUAUAAAUUAUGUUUCAUGUGGUUUCCUCUAUACUUUGGUUAUUAAACUUUGCUUGAAAUACUAAUUUUCCCAUUUGACAGCUUUUUUUUUGCUGCCAAAUUUUUCAAGAAUUUUAGACUUCUUUGAAGUAGAUAUUUAAGUUCUGCCAUUACGGACUCUUUAAGAAUAGUGUGUCUUGUACCACACAUCACAACCUCAAGAAGGCUUCAUUCAGGCGAGAUGUUAACGGUGGAACUGCGCUCUCUUUAGGUGGGCAUUUGUGUUUUUCUCAUACUACUAUUGGAUGAUAGUAGGCGUUUAUUUCCUGAGUUUUGAGGGUUUGUAAGCCUGAUCAGAAUUUCUGCUCUGUUGAGAACUUUGUGCAGAAGAAAGGUUUUUUUGUUUGUGUUACCAUCACCAGCGCAGUUUUUAGAAUGUGGCUCUGCUGCAAGCAGAAGUUCCGGUGUUGCAUUCCUGUGUUCAACACAUUUCUUUACAUCUACAUAAUGGCAGACUUUUCUACCACAUUAUAAGCAUUUUUGAGAUAAAUGAUACUUCGGCAUAAUUCUGACUUACCACUUAAGCAUAGUCACUGCUCUCUUACUGUGAAAUUCUACAUGCCUACCAGAGUUACCUUGUAUUAUCAUUAUAUGAUAAACAUCUCAGCAUUUUGGGUUUCCCUACUUUGGUUCAGAAAAUUACUUAAUUUCUAUCUGGACAUUAAUAGAGAAAGCAAGUAGCCUUUUGUGCUGCUAUAAAUCAGAAUAUUGAGGAUAUAAGAUACCUUUUGCAAUUUUUUUUCCCUUUCUCUCGGUGAGCAAAUUGUUGUGUGAAAACAGGCUCUUAUGCCCUUAAGUUUAGUGAAACAUGGGUGAGGUGUGCUUUCUUAGGACCUGUCCUCAUGUUUGAAGAUUGGAAAGAGAUCAUAUUAGAUGAAGUAAUUAAUGACUCCUAAACAUCUUCAAAAGUGUGUGCUUCAACUUACUGCACACAUUUCAUUUGGUUCAGAAUAUUUGAAGUGGCUCUUAAAUGUUUUGGAUCUACUUGCAGGUUUUCUAGUUGAUAUCAUAGAAAUCCAUCCUUUUAGCUCUGGCUGAGGACUGUCUGUGGUGGGGUAAUUUUCUCGUUUUGAGAGGCAAAAGAGGCUUUAUGCUCAGGGUAGGCUUUCAUUUCCACAGACCAGAGAAACUUGCAAAGUGCCAGCUAGGUUAGAUCUUUUGCCACUUCUUUCAUUUUAUUAAUUUGGGUUUUUAAAAGGGCUGUUUUUUUUAAAAAAAAAAAAAGCUGGGAAACUUUAAAAGUAGGCAUUACUGUAAAACUACAUUUCUUAGAACAUUUUAAACUAGAACUUGUUUUUUUCACAGUAUAUUUACUUGAAGAAGCACUAUUAUAAUCAAUGAGAAACUUUUUGACUCUGCAAUUUAAUUUAAACUUUUUCCGUUUCAAAUUGCUUUAUUUCAGGGAAAUAAUUUUCCAGUUGUUUUUGCUAUAUUCUGCAAAUAAAAACCAUGUUUCCUUUUUUCACUUAAACUUUGGUAGGAAACAAACUAAAGCAGACAAACAUUUCUUGUUGUGUUUGUUGCUUUCUUUAAUCCAAUGGAUAAAAAAGUAAAACCCUGUAAACAUUAUUUUAUUUUUUUAUGCAAUACCAUGCUGUAAAUAUGGUUCAUCAAAUAAGGAUGUACCUAUGAUUGAAUCUUUAAUUCUGCACAGUUAGAGUUUAUAUAUAAACGUGUCUUGACAAUCAAGGACUUUUAUGUGAGUCUUCCUUUAUGAUGUUUAUUAAUGUUAUGCAUUCCAUUUGUUUUGAAGUGAGUACCAAUGUGCUAAUUUGUAUUGUCUGAAAGUAUGUAAUGUUUUUACAGCUUGUUUUUAAGAAUCUGUAAAUAUGUACAAACAAAUCACAGUACUGCUUUAUGUUAGAAGGCAUAUGAUGUUGUACUGUAUGUAAGCAAUAAUACAUAGCAGUGCUAACUUUACAAGUAGCAUCAGGAAAGUUCUAAAAACAUUUCAGAGUUAUUAUCUUUAUUUCAUUUAAUAAUGAUUAUCUUUAAUCAGUUUUUAUAAGCAAAUUCCAUUGUUCCUCCUAUUGGAACGUAACACUGUUUACACAGCAUAAUUGAAGUUGCAGGGGAGACAGGCUAAAUCUGACUUCAUCUGUACUCACUUUCACUAAGCAUUGAAUGGCCUUACCACUCUUCUGCAAGAUGGAGGAAGACCGCAAAACUUAGUGCCCAUCACACUGAAGGAAGGGGGUGUGUUUUUUUUCCUGCUUCUGUACUGCUACCUAACUUUGUGGUUUGCUUUGAAUUUUAAUAUUUGUUUCUGUUUUAGAUUCAAGCCCAUAAGUUUUGAGGUGACUUCAGCUCCAUUGUGAAAUAGUUCUCUUCAUAGUUCAUAGCUACAUUUCAAUAAUUCUCAACUUUCUACUUUGAUUUUUAGAUACUUAUUUUUCAACCUUGAUUUCUCAGCUGAUCAGAUGAAUUUAUUCAACUUCAAAGAAAGACAAACCUAUUGUAGUUUGAAUUGAGUAGAUAUUAUACUGUACAGAACAGCUAACUAUUUGAACACACACAUCACUGCUUUAGAAAUAAAACCGCCAAUUUAUAAAUGUAUAUGACCUACAUUUUAUAGGAAAAAAUGUUUUUAAAUGCUAGUCAUUUAUAUAAUGUGCUUUGAAGGAUUUGCUAGUCCCACUUCUGUCACUUUUUAGUACACUGGUAUCUUUUAUAUGUAAUGUAUGCUUUUUAUUAUUGUAGCAAAGCAUUUCAGUAGAAAGAAUUUUGCAACAAUAUGGGGGAAAUUUUUCAUUGUUGGAUUUGAAUUAUACUGGAUUUUAUCUGUGUAGUCUUACUUGUCUUUAUUUUAAUGCUGUCUGGAAGGGAACUUGGUAUCCAAAUAAAGCAGGUAACCUCAUUUUACUUCAAGGGCAUACUGUGUAGUGCUGAAUUUAAUCUGGAAAUCUGAUGAUUUUGAAAAGGAAAACAAGUUUAUAAAAAUUGUACAGAAGAAAUUAAAUGUGUAAUGGAAAUCCUGA
Phacochoerus africanus (Common warthog) is the source of this 7584-nucleotide messenger RNA. RefSeq names its product zinc finger protein 148 (gene ZNF148). NCBI's taxonomy places the organism in Eukaryota, Metazoa, Chordata, Mammalia, Artiodactyla, Suidae. The record is from RefSeq and is a predicted model, not a curated record.